Messenger RNA from Dermacentor silvarum, 10462 nucleotides. Its product is annotated as kazrin-like. The coding region runs from base 140 to 2185 and encodes 681 amino acids. The record is from RefSeq and is a predicted model, not a curated record. The transcript is spliced from 12 exons. Lineage: Eukaryota; Metazoa; Arthropoda; Arachnida; Ixodida; Ixodidae. Gene Ontology annotation, molecular function: protein binding.
ACGACCACCUCUGCGGCGAACGUGAACGGAGGCGUUCGCGACUUCGGCCGAGGACGACGAGGCGGCGGCCGACUGUGUUCCGCUCGAGGAGCGCCUCCAGCGGCUGCAGGAGGACAAGCGGCAGCUCGCGCAGCACAACAUGAACCUGCAGAAGGAGCUGGACGAGCUCAGGGCCGCCCAGGAGAAGCAGAAGCUCUGCGCCAUGGAAGAGCACGAGAGGAUGCAAGCGGAACUCAGCAGCGCCAGGGACGCCCUGUCGGCUCUGAAGCAAGACCGCAAGCGGCUGAAGGCGGAGAAGUUCGACCUGCUGAACCAGAUGAAGCAGCUCUACGGCACGCUGGAGGACAAGGAGAAGGAACUGCGGGACUUCAUACGAAACUACGAGCAGCGCAUGCACGACAGCGACCACAGCCUCAAGCAGCUGGCGCAGGAGCGGGAGGAAUGUGACCGCGAGCGCUGGAACCUGCUGAAGCACGCUCGCGACGAGGCCGAGCGCAGCGUGGCCCUGCGAGCACAGCUGGGCAUCAAGGAGGCUCAGGUCAAGCAGCUCCAGGAACAACUGCAGCAGGUUCAGGAAAAGCUGACGUACCUGUCAGACGUGGAGAGCCUGCAGGGCGUCGCUGGAAGCAGCAAUGGCUUCCAGCAAGGCACGCUGUCUCGACGAAGCUGCCGCAGUCCUGCUCUUGGAAGCGAGCCACCCGUGGUCACCCUGGGAUACGACUCCAGCCCCAGCCACCACGCGGCGAGCAGCGGUGCCAUGGACAGCCCCAAGAAGUCUCCGGUGUCGGCGGCUUCGGCUUCCGCGCUGCCGGGCCUCUCGCGAUCGGCCGAGGAGAUUUACCAGAGCAGCGGCUCGUCGGACACGAGCACGCCCCGGGGCGCCCCUGGAAAGCCCAAGAAGCGCCGAGACGGCCGCUCACCCUGGGGUUCCAUCUCCAGGGUGUUCCUCAGGGCGCGCCAGAGGAAAGCGCUCGAGCCGGCGCUCUACGGCACCACGACGGGCCCGGAGUCCUCGCCUCAGCACCACAGCCACCACCUGCAGCUCCAGCAGCAGCGGCAGCGGUGCUCGUGGUCUCCACAGGGCGGCGCCGGUCCCAGCCUGGGCGGUCCUCCACUACUGACACAAGAGGAGGCGGCCGAGAAGCUCCGCCUUCUGGAAGAGGCCCAGGGGACGCCCAUGGAGCGCUGGAAGGCACCCACGGUGCUCGCCUGGCUGGAGCUGGCGCUCGCCAUGCCUCAGUACGGGCCCAUGUGUGCCGAGAACGUCAAGAGCGGCAAGAUUUUGCUGGAGCUUUCCGACGCCGAGCUUGAAGCCGGGCUGGGCAUCACUAACGUCAUGCACAGGAGGAAGCUGCGUCUUGCCAUCGAGGAGCACCGGGAACCCUCUAUAUGUCCGUACCCCAAGAUGUGCCUGGUGACGCACACGUGGGUGUGCGGCGAGUGGCUGUCCAGCCUGGGCCUGUCCGCGCACGCGGACAACUUCCGCGCGCAGCUCGUGGACGGCCGAGUCCUGGACACUCUGAGUCGGCGAGACCUCGAGAAGCGCCUAGGGAUGGCCAACCGACACGAGCAGACGUCGCUCCUGCGAGGCGUGCAGCUCCUGCGCGCCCUGCGGUUCGACCUGCGCGCGCUAGCGCACAGGAGGGCGCACUGCCGGCACCUGGACGUGGACCCCCUGGUGUGGACCAACCAGCGAUUCAUCCAGUGGGCCCGGUCCAUCGACCUCGGGGAGUACGCGGAAAACCUGCGCGACAGCGGCGUACACGGCGCCCUCGUCGUGCUGGAGCCUUCGUUCACGGCCGACACGAUGGCCCAGGCGCUGGGCAUUCCCGUCUCCAAGAACAUCAUCCGGCGGCACCUCACCACUGAGCUCGAGAACCUCGUGCAGCCGGCCAGGAUGUCCCUGGAGGCGGAGGCCGUGGUCGAGAGCAAGCGUAGUAGCGGCGAGCGGCUGUCCUCUGCGACGGGAUCCCUGGGCCGGAGCUUCGGACGCUCCCGGGCACGCUCCUCCGAGAGGGGAGCCUCGGACAAGAGACGCUCCAGCAUACGGGACUCCCUGGGCCGCGUGCUGGGCUUCAACUCGCUUCCGAAACCUAGCACGAGUGGUCUGGGCUCCUACAAGCGUGACGACGACGACGUCAUCGAUGGUAAUGUCGAAGCCUCCUCCGGCGCCACGAGUCUUUAGACCCAGCACGCCUCAGCCGCAACCACGACCGCCCCAACCGCAGCAGCACCGGCGGGUGUUCUCCCAAGGAACCAUCGAAACGCUCACUGUGACGCCGGUGUAAAGGACGUCGACGACGCCGUGUGUGUACUGUGUUGUGACAAAGACUCGCCAAGACAGGACUUGAGAGCGUAUAUUCAGGAACGUAGUUGUAGUGUUUAGGGUUCUCUAUAGAGCAACCAUCCUAGGCCUAUCCGGGGACGCGAGGCUCACGUCGUUCGCAAAUGCCUGCGAAGGAACGUGCAAGAAAAGGACGCAGUCCGAUCCCAGCUACGUCGUCGUCUGAAAGAAAAAAAAAUGAAGGGCUCGAAGAUGAGUAAACGCUGAAGGCAAGCGCGACGCUAAAGUACUAUUCGAAGCAUUAGCCAUGAAGAUACAAGUUAACUUAUGGAUCGAGUGUCUUCCUAGGUUCUAAUACGGCAAGACGUUUGCCGUUAUUCCACACUUCGUGUUGUAGCAUGUUUGACUGGAGCAAGGAAAUGCAAAUCUGAAGGAACGAAUGCACAAUUCCUGUUGUUAUAUUUUCUUUUUCUUCUCUUAUCCCGGAAGUUCGUGCUAAGCUUUCCAACUCAAAGUGGCGAAUUGUGAAGCUAGAAAAGCACAGCUAAAUUGCUGCUCAAGUGAUCACAGCGGAACGCCUGCUCCUCGACAAAAAGAAAAAUGUGAACAUUGUGCCACAACAUUGCAAACGUCUCUUGCAUUUAUCACCUCGGGAAAAAAGGCGACGAAAUAUCAGGGCAUAUGAGUGUAUACGUCUUUACGCCUCUGGGCCCACCUGACCAAUUACACUCGCAUCCGUUGUUCAGCAUGCAUUUAGUAAAUUUAUCUUGCAGUAGAAAACAACCUUUGCGCACACUUUAACGGUCAGGUUCACAGUUACUCUUAUAGCAGACACGCGAGUUGUAGAGUAACAGCUCGGGGGCGUUUAAACUGCGGCUGCCAGCAGAGAUAGUGUCAGACCACUAGACAGACGUGUAGAAUCUAGUGUUGAAAGGAAUCAGCGCCACUUGAAACCAACCGGUGGCUGCAAGGCCUCACCUCUGCCACGAGAAAAACGUUCACGUAUGUCACACGCUGAUGCGGUCCCCUCUACAAUGGACCACACUGGUGUGCCCACAGUGAUAACACCAUACCUUCUAUAAUGUAGUCUUUGCUUCCCUAUUCUUCCUGGGAAGAGGCACGUUCUCAGUAUCCCUGAAGCCGCAGAGCAAGUGAUGUCUUAUUUGGCACCGAAGCCUGUGCGAAGUGCAAGGGCAGGCAGUUGCACUGUACCCACGCAGAAGAAAGUUUGGGAAAGGUUCGUGGGAGACGUCUGUCUUGCUCGAAACAUUUUGUUUUUCUUUUUUUUUACCAUUCAUUUGAAGAAUCCUAUUACAGAAAUGAUAGUACCAUUACUUAUGUCGAGGAGGUAGGCUGAUAAUGUCCUACCUUUCAAAUAAACUGGCGUUCUGUCGUGGAAAGCGAACAUGGUAAGCGAAAUUCAUCCUCCGCGACAGUACGGGGCAUCGCACUUGACGCAUGCAUACUUUUCUGGUUGUUGGACCGCGUCGUUGCAAGAAGCCGGUCAACUUUGCCACGGCGUUUACUGGCUAGAUUCCGCGCAUUUUCGCGUCGACGUGCUGACAAGUUAACGUCGCCAUUCCCAUUGGUUGUGAAAAAAAAGAAAGAAGUACGAGAACGGAACUAACGGAAACGUGUUCGGUGAAACGUGCGGCGCUUUUUUCCGACGGAGAACUUCCUCGAGCCCGAGCGAGUGUCCACACUUACCACCAAUUUUUUUUUUUCUUUCAAUCACGUGCUUCGAGGUCCACAUGCCUAUUCUAGCAUUCCCUGAGCGGCUAAGCGGAAGAAACCACAGGACACUGAUUCCGUUUGGAACCUGUUGUUGCGACCUGGUGCACGUUGUGCGUAUAUUGCUCCCCUGUAUAGUGCGUGUGUACGUGUUUGUGGUGACGGAUCGCGAUUCUUGCUCAAGGUCGUCGGCGUCGCAUGGAGCGCAACUCGUUUACGGACCUGGCACGAUGACUUCCAACGUUCGUCAAAGUUCAGCAGCACACUCCGGCUGUGCUCUCUCGCUGUCUUCUCUGGGUGGCAGUAUUCGAUGUCGAUAGUGUGUGUCAUCCUUGCCGUUUAAUUACUCUCGUGGAAGUGGAAAUGUGCUGCGUGUAAAACGUGUUUGCGUCAGUGCUCACUUGGCUGUGAACAUUCUAUAGUGUGCUCUAAGAAACAAAGGAGGUGCUGUUAGCUUCUGUUGGCGGAUUAACUGGUUGUCCCAUAUACUUACAACUCCAUCUCCGGUUAGAUGUCGUGCAUCCCAGACCAACGAAAAGUCCCAACUAUAGACAACGUUCCACCCUGAUGUACGACAGAACCCAUACAUGCUACGUGCAUCUGGGAUCACUACAUCCAUACGCCCAUAACCAUACGCCCCUCCCACCAGAAUUUCUCCUAUCCCCCGGACGCCAUUAUGCUGACAUACCAAUACUCCAAAUAAACAUUAUCGCCUUUUGGGGCUUAUCUUGUUACUAAACAGCAAUAUUCGUCUUUGUUGUGAGCAUUUCCGUUCUUUAACGUUCAGCGCCCGCUACAUUUCUGUCGAGAACGCCGUGUCACGCUGAUACGCCAAUGGCGCGCGUGACCUGAAAUACACGGCGCGUUGCGUUAAAGAAAUGAACGGCGCACAUGAUGGAUGGCGGCUGUUGUUCGGGGACAAUAUAAGCUUCAAAGGGUGCAAACUUUUUCUCAGAGUGAACGAAUCCUGAGGGAAUGCAUCUAGGCCUGCAUGCGGAUCACGCCAGUGAGCCUAUGGUCUGAGGGUUCCUCGACGUAACAAUUGUUUAUAUCUAUGCCCAAACGAAGUGCGUUAACUGUUCCAAUAUGGCCCGUUCGUUCUGCUCGCAGCUGAGCUACGUGAGCGCACUACAUAGGAGAGUACGAGGACCUCCAGGAUAGACUUAAAAGUGGGACGAACACUAACGCCCACAAAGGAGUCGCCUGCACUACCGUCUUUCCUGAGUCUACCUAAGUCUAAUGGUGCGCUGACACAAAAAUGUUGGAUCUUGUCCUUUCUGGUGUAAUAAGCAACUAACGACCCAGUAAUCACGCCAUGAAACCUCAUCUGCUUCAGCGCGCGACGGGGAAUAAAUUGGAGUCCCUGUUUAUAGCGACCAGUCCAAGUUCUGAUUUGAGAGAGCAACUAGAGAGACGUAACUUGAUGGGAUGUUUUGCUGGCAACGAUUGUUUGAGCUGGCAGCGUGAUUGCACAAAACUGCGCCUGGCGCGUGCGAUUCAUUGUUGGUAAUUGUGUUGCUCCAUCUGGGUACAAUGCGCCGCGCAAUGCCCUCAUCGUCGUCCUCAUGUCGUCGUCCAGAGGCGAAUACUUUCUGCAGACGGGAGUCGCUGCCAUAAUAAUUGUUACCAAGGCACACUGAAACCAACCGCCUUUGCCACGUGGCAAAGCUCCCUGAAUUGCUGCUUUGCUUUCAGCAGCUGCCGAUAGGCGGUGACACAAGUCUACACUAUAGCGCCGCCUUGGCAACAGCUGGCUUCCUCACAGACGAGCAAAUUCGCAUUUGUUGUUAAACCAGGGAAGUAAUAGUACAAACUGUUAUAUUGAACCAACCGGACAAUAAAAUGCGAUCUUCCUGCAAAUUUUCAAUAUGAACGAAGCAGAGGUAAGCGUAAAGUGAUUUCUAAUGUGUAAGCGUUCGUUUGCGAGUACCCCAGCAAAUUGUGGCCGUCACGCGAAAAGUGAUGACUUUUUAAUGCCUUGUAUCUGCACAAAAAUGCCUAAUUUGCGAAGUUUAAGACAUUCAGCCGUUAUAAUAGUGUAAAUGUAGAUGAUUGGUAGCUUUAUAAGUGAUAAGGAACAAUCUAAAGAAAAAAACUUUAUCAGAGAGAAUAAGCACAGGGACACAUAGGGCUCCGUAGAAAACGCAUGGGGACGCCUACAGUAAGGGUGGGCCAACUUGAAAUUUGGGGGCGGGUCAACUGAAAUUUGGUGUCGUGGCAACUUGAAAUUCGGCUGUAUGCUUACGCAUACUUAGACAACUCCAGUGGAGCUUCUGCAUACUUUCUUUUUAUACGCAUUUAAGGGAAAUACGCAUGAGUACGACGCGGAAAGUGUUCCACCAUGCACGAGUGACAUCUGAGGAAGACUGGCACCGCAGCCUGCGUAGCGUCACAGCACCGUAGUAAGUGUAGUCCCGGUUCAGAGACGGGGGGGGGGGGGGGGGGGGGGGAGCAAAAUUGUAAUAAGGACUCGUGACGUAACGUUGUUGUUGCUUAUGCCUCAAAUAUUCACAAGACAUCCCACAUUGAUGACAAUGUCGCGGGUCCUGCACAUUGCGGUUGACUGCCCGCACGUAUUUUUAGAAAUUGCGUUUAAAUAUGUUUCAAGCUACACUCGCUAUUGAUAUUUUGUAGAUGUUGGCGUGUCCACAGAAAUGGAUCUCGCAAGUUAUUUCGACUUCGAAAUUUUUGUGUCAGUACUCCUUUAAGAGCAAAAGGAGUAUUGGCAACUUGAGAGUUACACCUUGUCCUCGUACUCUCCGACGUAGCACGUUUGCACCGACUGAGCGCAAGCAGAGUAAACAUACUCCAUUCGGGGAGUACAAGAAAUCGUGAAAGUUGGAGUUAAAUGUGGCGCUUUCGCGUAAUAGGAGUUAGCAGCACGGCAUAAUCUUAAGAGCGCUCGGCGAGUCGUUUGGGGCAGCUCACUUAGUGUCAGUUUUCAGUUUUAGCAUCAAUUUCUUUUCCCUGAGCAUGUGCGAGGUGCUGAAUGUAUUCGUUAAUUAUUUUUUUUUCCCGCGUGAUGGGUGUUGUCUCGUCUUAUGUGUAAUUUAUGCUGCAUCGUUUUGUUCUGUGACGUUUUAUUUUCUGCAUAUUUCUAGAAAAAAACAAACAGAAAAAUAGGGGGUAAUUCGUUCGGUUACCGCAUAAGACCAAUGUGUGCAAAACAUAAAUUAGGAAAAUUGUCCCUGUUGGAGGUUUGCAGCACUUCUCUUUGUUAUGUUUAAAACACUGCAACUCCGACAAGUUCUGCUGAAUCUUUCACCUAACACUACCGAAAUACAGAUAUAACAAUCUUAUUUCUUUUCAAAAUUCUGUAUUUUAUCUGUAUCAGUAAAAGUUGGCGUCGUUAGCAUACCUGUUAAUAAAGCUCGUUCCAAGACCGGCAGGUGGUAAAGCUAUCUAGUAAAUACGGUGUAUAAUUUUAAAAAUCUCUGAAAUAACAAAGCACCGCCUGCAGAACUAUUUGCAAGGAAGUCUUGUGAUAACUCUAAGUUAUUUCCCAACUGAUGCUUAUAGCUUCUCGCUGCUUACAGUAAUUUAGCAUCACGAUAUGUGCCGCUUCCUUACAUAUAAAUUAUGUGUUGUAUAGAUAUUAUACAUAUACAAAUAUAUAUUUAUAAGAAUACAAAUAAUAUUAAAAGCCAUAGCUGUACCAAUUUUAUUAGUCUUUCUGUUGUAUAUUUUUCCUGCCGGUUGCUGAAAUAUUGUAAGCUGGUUCAAUUAAUGAGCAGUUUUAAUUUAGUGACCAAUAAAUUCGGCGAAAAAAAUCUACUUAGACACCCAGCGUCUUCGGGUUAGUGAAAGACAAUUAGGCAAACCACCUGUAUGUCUAUAGCCUAACCUGUUGAUAGUUUAAUCUGUCUGCACAUUAAACUAUUCCCGGCACGCCAAACGAGGUGACAUAUAACAUCUGCGAGGUGCAUCUCCACGAAAGGGGCGAAAGCAUCGCAAAACAGAAAAUAAAGUCUACGUUACGUAAAACAUGAGAUCAUCUACAGCCGGCACUGCUAUUUUCCCCCACAGGGGCUGUUCGAAUGCGUUCAUUUGUUCUGUAGAUAACUCAAAGUUUCACAUUAGCUUCUCAAGUAAGACGGCAGCGCCCUCGGGGGAUCCAAACUGUAAGUUCUGGCUGACGUAUAUAGGCGAUUCUGCGACGUAAUUCGUCAGUCAUAUUCUAGAUGUAUGAGCGAGAUAUGUAUGUACAGAAGAUAGCGGAAAUAAUUAUGAAACCAGCGCGCGCACCGUGCCAAAAAUGUAUAAAGGCUUCCGAUUAUACCUGCAACGGAUAGAGGAUGAAUACGUUGAUUGUCCAUAGUGUGCAUUUUAGUUCACUAGCAAAGUGGCCUCGCAAUGCAACGAUGCACUUAUUAUUGUAUCUGAUAUGUGAUACCGAGCAAUGCACAUGAACGCGCGAUGGUUUCGUUGGCGUAUAUAUGGUAUAGGGCUCACUCGCAGUAGUUUACUGAUACGAUGUUGUUUAUAACAAGGCGAGAUACCAGUUGUUAGUAUAAGAUAUUCGUUUAACUGCAGAUUCUGUUAUUACACCUUGAAAAGCCAAAAAGCAUUUAUGGCGAGCAUGUAUACAUUUUCGCGUCGUCAUCUUGCAAGAGGUAAACGAUCUGAAGUAUUCGUGAUGUUGUGGAAAUAGUGACCGUCGUGCGCAUGACGUUCGUGGGCAACUAAUCUGCAUUUAAUUGCAAACUGCGGAAAGUGAGAGUACAUUUUAUAAGGAAAUCGUCGAGCUAUAGGACUUGUAUAUUCCAUGAACUUAGGUAUAGCGAUAGGGCGCGUUUUUUUGUGCGUGUGGGACAUUUGAAGCUUGAAUGCGCGGCUAUCGCUUGUAGUGUCUACAGAGGCUGCAUGUAUACCAUAUCUACCGAUGGCUUCCGUCUGGUAUCUGCAUGUACGCGCGGUGAUGUUGAAUCAGAAUCUCAUUCCGGCGUCGACUGGAAGACGCAGUGGUCUUGUUUUCGUAGCACAAAUUCCCUCAUUAAAUCCGCGUGCUAGCUGUUUUAAAGCUUUCUCUCUUUUUUUUUUUUUUUUUGAUUCAACAAGAUUUCCUGACUGCAAUCGUUCAGUGCAUGGUGCGCAAACAUAAUCGGCUCAUUUUUUUUUUUUCUUUCAGGCAGCUGGGCAAGUGAUCCGCACUUUGAAUCAAAUCUUUACAGUAUGCCACGAAUUCACAUCUCACUCUAUGCGUUUUCUUUUCCGAGCGGUAACAGCGUCAACUAACACUGCCGGCGUAUUGUCUUUGACCAUUUACAAGUUAUUAGAUCCGCCUUCAGACUAUAGCAAGUGUCGCACCUUCGGCUCGAGAAACAUCAAAGUCCUGAAUGUUGCAAAACCGCAAUGCAUGAGCCUUAAAGGUAUACCAUGUCGUAGAACUUUCCUUCGUGCAUCCUCCCUUGCUGCCCGAUUUCACCACCCAUACAAAACUGUGAACAGUAGAAAAAAAUACGGCCAUGUGUGCGCGUCGUUUAUUGCGCAGAAUGGCAGGCUUGCUUUGUGAAAUCGAAACCGCGGGCACCGAAACUGCUCCAAUGCACCGAGGAGUCUCUCGAAAGCUGGCCUUUAUUUUUCUUUUAACCGAUGUAGUUGCGCAAAGUACCACAAGCGUCGUGCUGCUUUUAGUCGCUGUUCCGGUGGGACAACUAGCUGCAGCAGCUGGAUGAUGCGGGGACCCCAUUCAGCGCGCUAUAGACCUUGUUUUAAUAAUGCAAAAGAUACUAUCUGGUCUGAUCUCCAAGCGCGAACUGUAAGCGUGAUCUUGCUAUACUCGUUUCACGCCUAUGCUGUAAGCGCGAGCCAGCUGCGAUUCCUCGGACAGGGAACACAUUUGACUGGGUGUCUUGCGAUGGAUCAGACUUUCUGUGUGCGAUGGUCCAAACUGACAAUAUUAGCGCUUCGAUUAUACAGCUUCGUUUACGAAAAGUUGUUCAACUUUUCUCCUAACAGAAAGGACUCGGUAAUUUCAUAAACUGGAAAAACAGCCUCGUGUGCUUCUAAGCGAUACCAUCGCGUCCGAGCCCUUCAACGGGCUGGAAUUGUGGUUGCUAACAACUCAGAUAUGAUGAGUCUUCCCUGCCGCGGAACGCAAGACUGCCACGCGUGUUUCAUCUGUGGAUGAUACUCUUGCUGUGUGUAUUGUUGACCAUUUAGUACACGGGUGCAGAUGUAUUCUAUAUAUAUGUACAUGUGCGUAAACGUGCAUAUCAGCCUGACUACCGGAGCACGCGUUCAGUACGGUUGUACACCACUUGUUGGCUCUCGUGGAUCAUAUAUGUUGACUGUUGAAAAGGAUUAAUAUAGGCAGUGAGAAACAGUGCCCAGAUGUCCGGUGCUAUGCAUACCGAUUUAAAAGAGAAGAAGAAGCUGUAUACGAGCUGUGUUACGGGACACAUCUCGCUCGCGCCAGUAUGCGCGGAAUAAAUGUGUUGAAGCGUC